AGGCGAAAAGGAGACAGGAGACCCGCAGGAGCCCAGGAGUUACCUCUCCUUCUCUGUUUCUGUUUUUUAAGCGAACCUGACUGCAUCUGCGACGCCGAUCACGAACCACCUUUUAUUCAAAGCGUCUGCGUCUGGCAGUUUUUUUUUUUUUUUCUUUUCCGAGGCGUUUCUUUUUUAGAAAUUCUCCAAACACGGAGCUAAACGAGGAAGACUUGAAACGACCCUCACUCAGUUCUGCAAUCAUGAUGUCGAUGAACAGUAAGCAGCCUUUCAGUAUGCACCCCAUACUCCACGAACCCAAAUACGCUCCUCUGCACUCCAGCUCGGAGGCCAUCCGCAGGGCCUGCCUGCCCACACCAUCGCUUCAGGGCAACAUCUUCGCCGGCUUUGAUGAGAGCUUGCUGCAGAGAGCCGAGGCUCUGGCCGCGGUGGACAUCGUGGCCCAGAAGAGUCAUCCGUUCAAACCAGACGCCACCUACCACACCAUGACCACCAUGACCAGCAUGGCCUGCACCCCGACCUCCUCCUCCGCGCACCUGCACCACCCAUCGGUGCUCACCUCCCACCACCACCCGGUGCAUCACCAGUCGGCGCAGGGCCUGGACGGCGACCUGCUGGACCACCUAACACCGGGCAUCUCCCUGGGUGGCAUGGCCGGCUCGGACGUCUGCUCCACGGCCUCGCACACCGCCCACGCCGCCCACAUGUCGGCCAUCAACCACAUGCAGCACCACCACCACCACCAACAGUCCAUGAACAUGCACCCGCACGCGCAGCUGUCCCACGGCUCCCUGGGGUCCACCGGCUUAGACUCGGAGCCCGAUCCCCGGGAGCUGGAGUCGUUCGCUGAGAGAUUCAAACAAAGGCGAAUCAAACUCGGGGUGACACAAGCGGACGUGGGCUCGGCCCUGGCCAACCUUAAGAUCCCCGGGGUCGGGUGUCUGAGCCAGAGCACCAUCUGCAGGUUCGAGUCCCUGACGCUGUCGCACAACAACAUGGUGGCCCUUAAGCCGAUCCUGGAGGCCUGGUUGGAGGAGGCGGAGAGGGCGCAGAGGGAGAAGAUGUCCAAGCCAGAGAUCUUCAACGGGGGCGACAAAAAGAGGAAACGAACGUCAAUCGCGGCCCCGGAGAAGCGCUCCCUGGAGGCUUAUUUCGCCGUGCAGCCGAGGCCCUCGUCGGAGAAGAUCGCCGCAAUCGCCGAGAAACUUGACCUGAAAAAGAACGUGGUCCGGGUUUGGUUUUGCAAUCAGAGGCAAAAGCAGAAACGAAUGAAGUUUUCUGCGACGCACUAAGACCAUGCUGGGGGAACCUGCGGGAGUCUGCCCUGUUUACAAAAAAGACAAACCAGAGACAAGCUGCUGCACACUGUCAGAAAAACAAGGUACACCGUUGUGCCUGUUGUUACUGGGGCUGGACCUGCUUGACACACAGCCAGGGUUUAAACAAAAUGAUAUCCAUUU
Messenger RNA from Sander lucioperca (pikeperch), 1460 nucleotides. RefSeq lists its product as uncharacterized. Gene Ontology annotation, biological process: regulation of transcription by RNA polymerase II. Gene Ontology annotation, molecular function: DNA-binding transcription factor activity, RNA polymerase II-specific; RNA polymerase II cis-regulatory region sequence-specific DNA binding. The record is from RefSeq and is a predicted model, not a curated record. Bases 243 to 1292 code for a protein of 349 amino acids. NCBI's taxonomy places the organism in Eukaryota, Metazoa, Chordata, Actinopteri, Perciformes, Percidae. The transcript is spliced from 2 exons.